CUCUUCAAUUCGUCCUUCCUAUCGGAUCCGAACGGCGGCGCAAAAAAAAGCCGAUUGAUCGGAGGUGAGCUAUGGCGGUGAAGGUGAACAAGGCUGAGAAGAAGCUCUCGUACCACUCCAAGAUCUGCAAGCUCCUGGACAUGUACUCCCAGAUACUGAUCGUCGGAGCCGACAAUGUCGGGUCCAAGCAGCUCCAGGAGAUCCGCGCCGGCCUCCGCGGCGACUCCGUCAUCCUCAUGGGUAAGAACACCAUGAUGAAGCGCUCCAUCCGCGUCCACGCGGAGAACACCGGCAACUCUGCGAUUCUCGCCCUCGUUCCUCAUCUCGUCAACAACGUGGGCUUGAUCUUCACCAGAGGAGAUCUGAAAGAAGUGAGCGAUGAGGUCUCCAAAUACAAGGUCGGAGCGCCGGCGAGGGUUGGUCUUGUUGCUCCGGUAGAUGUGGUUGUUCCUCCGGGAAACACUGGACUUGAUCCUUCCCAGACCAGUUUCUUUCAGGUGUUGAACAUCCCUACAAAAAUCAACAAAGGUACAGUGGAAAUCAUAACCCCAGUGGAGCUGAUCAAGAAGGGGAACAAGGUGGAGUCCUCCCAGUCAGCCCUUCUCUCCAAGCUGGGCAUCAAACCGUUCUCCUACGGUCUGGUCGUUGAGAAUGUCUACGACAAUGGAUCCGUCUUCAGCUCAGAGGUUCUUGACCUGACCGAAGACGAUCUGGUAGUGAGGUUUGGUGCCGGGUUGACCAAUGUCAUCUCCCUGUCUAUGGCUCUUUCCUACCUUACGCUUGCUGCAGUCCCUCACAUUGUCAUCAAUGCUUACAAGAACAUCCUGUCUUUUGCUUUGGCAAGUGAUGACUACUCUUUCCCGCUCGCCGACAAGAUCAAAGAGUACCUAAAGGAUCCAAGCAAAUUUGCUGUUGCUGCUGCUCCUGCACCAGUUGCAGCAGCUAGUGAAUCUUCAGCUGCUCCUGCCAAAGAGGAGAAGAAAGAAGAACCCGAGGAGUCUGAGGAUGAGGGUGGCCUUGGUGGGCUGUUUGAUUGAUGAAUUCCCUUUCAAAACUUCUGAUUUGCAUUAUGUUAGCUAUUACUUUGUAGGAUUUGGUAUCGGGAUGCUUUUAAGAGACGUGGUUUUUGUUUAGUUGCAAAAUUCGCCAAGUGAAUAUGUUGAUCUGAAAAAACAAGUCUGCCCAAACAAAUGAUCUAUCAUUCG
This is a messenger RNA of Cuscuta campestris, 1205 nucleotides long. The record is from the annotation of a GenBank genome assembly. Lineage: Eukaryota; Viridiplantae; Streptophyta; Magnoliopsida; Solanales; Convolvulaceae.